Molecule: messenger RNA, 3225 nt
Organism: Carassius carassius (crucian carp)
Lineage: Eukaryota; Metazoa; Chordata; Actinopteri; Cypriniformes; Cyprinidae
Product: disks large-associated protein 5-like
Exons: 20
Coding region: 160-2952 (930 amino acids)
Biological process (GO): mitotic spindle organization; signaling; chromosome segregation
Cellular component (GO): spindle pole centrosome; cytoplasm; nucleus
Molecular function (GO): microtubule binding
Source: RefSeq, a predicted model, not a curated record
AAUCAGAAGAGACGUAUUCACUUUUCAAAACCUGCCCGCCAUCUUGCAGGCAAUACGCGUUGGGCAGAUAAACGUUUGUUUACUGAAUAUAAAUAUUACGAAUAUUUUUUUGUCUGGAUAUAGUGUUUUUGAUUUCCGUAACCCAUCUUAAUAUAAAGGAUGGAUUCUCGCUUUGCUCACCUGUACAAGCGGGACAGCAGUGUGUCUAUGAUCCGGCUGAAGAUGUCCAGACGCAGGUCUCAAUCUCAGAAGGAGAACCGAGAAAAGAUCCAGAACCUGCGCAGACACCUGGACCAGCUGCCAGAGAUUGAGCUCUCAAUGGAUUUGUCCAGCCUUAUGGCCACCCAAGACAAAGCACCAAAAACAAAGACAAAUAAUGAUGUAAAUGCUGCUGCUGCUGAGGAGAGAAAGAAGAUGCUCGCUCGUUACAAAGAAAACAAGAUGUUGCAGAAGGAGAAGGAAAAGCGGGAGAAAGAGAAGAAAGGCGUGUUUAAGGUCAGCCUGUAUAAGCCACAGCCGCUCGGGUAUCUGCCUUCAAACACUGCUGCACCAAGCAGAGGCAAGAUCACAGAAACUAUCCAGUCCACACGAGUGACCCGCUCAAUGAUGCAGAACCAAAAGCCAGCAGUAGACAGACAUACUGUUCCAAAGAAAGUUGACAAAGUAUUGACCAUCAGAGCUCCAGCCAAGACUAACUUGAAAGCUGUGACUACCAUCAAAACCAGAGCAGCUGCAGUUGAACCAUCUGUAAGAGCUCCAACCACACGAUCAGCUGCUAAAACAUCAGCAGCCGUGGCUAAACCAGUUACCGAUUCAAGCGCUGCAAAAACGAGAUCAACUGUUAAAUAUCCUGUAGCGCCCCCUUCAGGCAGAGGGAAAGCCUUACAAGGCAACACAAAGGCAAUUAUUGAAAAUAAGCCUGCUGAGAAAAAGAACACUGCAGUAGAUUCUCUGAGACCUGAGGAAGAGGAAACCAAAGCUGCUGCCCCCUCAUUUGCCCCUCAGGGUUUUGUGUUCCAGCCUCCUGUUGGUCUAAGGUCCUUCGAGCCUGCACCCCUCUCUCCUCGUUCAGCUAGCGCCUUCCUCUCACCGAGUUUUCUUUCUGAUGCCAGCGUGGAGCCCACCUUCCCCUCUCCCCCAAAACCUGUUCUCCCUGCUACUUCCCUCUCCUCCCCUCCACCAGAUCAUCCUGCCAUCCCUCCCUCAGUGUCUUCUCCCCCUCCUGCCCCCUCCUCCCCUCAGCCGUCCAUCUCUACAGCACCAUCACCUCCCUUGCCCCCCUUGGAGCCUCAGCAUGAUGUUGCUUAUUUCAGAGCGGUGAUGGCCAGCGAGACGGAGCGCUUGACUGGACUCUCUGAGCUGUGGGAGUCAAGAUUUGAUGAUACUUCUGUCCCGGAGGAGAUGCGAGACCACAUGCGUACGGCUGUGGGCCAGGCCAGAUUGUUGAUGAAAGAGCGCUUUGGCCAGUUCAACGGACUGGUGGAUGACUGCGACUUGGGCCGUGGAGAGAAAAUAACAACCUGUACUGACUUGCAGGGCUUCUGGGACAUGGUGUACUAUCAGGUGGAAGAUGUUUACAAGAAGUUUAAUGCCUUGAAAGAGGCUGAAGCAAGGGAGUGGAAAGAGGAAGUCAGGCCUGUCGCCAGAAAAAAAGUGGCCAAAAAGCCUCCUGUCGUAGGAGGGAAGGCUGGAGUAGGGGCCAGUGCCGCAGCUAAGAGUCGGUUGGCUGCUGUAAAGGCCGCCAUGAAAGCCAAGCAGGCCGAACAAAAAGCCACUGAGUCUUCAGACAACAUCCAGGACGACUCGAGCUCUGUCCCUUCAGCCGCUGCUGCCGCACUGCCUGCACAGACCGUGGUGUUUAAUGGAGGCUUUUUCCAGGUGGAAAGUCCAGUCAAGCCAUCAGGUGCUCUUAGAAGGUCGUGUCGAAUCACUGCGGUGUCUUCACCCUGUGUUUCUAAGUUCAGCACUCCAGGCAGGCAGUGCAGAUCUACUGCAGUUUCUCAUGCCUCCCCUCUUCCUUGUGUGUCUGCCACACCUCCUCGAAACCACCAGCCUGAUGUAUUGCCUGUUUCCACUCCGCUACGUUCUGCUGAGCCCCUCCCACAGUCACCCAGAGCUCCUCAGAUCAGUCCUGACCACAAGCAAACCACACAUGUUUCGGCAGACACCGAGUCCUGCUCCAACAGCCAAUUACAUUUUGAUUUAAGCUCCACCUGUAUUCAACCAGAUAUCAUUAAUGGACCAGAAAACAGUCCAAUAGCCCAGUCACACGACUCACCAAGCCAGUCUGAGCUUCCUUUUGAUUCCUCAGAACCUCAGCAUGAGGAGUGCAUUCCAGUGUCUAUGCUCAGUCCUUCUUCCCAUGAGGAAUCACAAGAGAACAUCUCUUGUGAAGUCUCUGAAGUAAGUUUGCAUGUCCAACCUGGAGCAGAUGCUGGUCUAGAUGCUCAGUGCUCAUCUGACACCUGUUCAGAACCAGUGGAAGCAGAAACCAGUGUCUGUGCACCUGCUUCCUCUACCCUGAUGCCCUCCACACCACCCAAAGAUCUCACUGUUUCUACAGCUUUCUGUAAUGAGGUCAUCAUUACAGCCAAUAAUAGAUCUCCAACCAGUACAGAUGUUGAAAUGACUGGAAAUGAAGAUGCUGAGGGUGCUUCUGGUUUGGACAUUGAGCGUUACCUGCAGCCAACAGUGAGAUACAGCAUGUCUCCUGCACAGAGUCCUGCAGCAGAGAGAUUCUGUCUGGAAGCGGUGGAUGCUGAGAUGGAGAGUCCGGAGCGCCCGCUUGAUGUCUUGGUAACACCUACAGCUCUUCCCGGAAUGGUGUUCUCACCCCAGACCAGUCAGAUGUCGGGCAAUCUGCUGCUGUUCACCCCAGAACGGAAGGAGAGAGUGAGACAGUCAGUGUGUGGACGUGACCUGAUCACAUUCACACCUCCCACGUACAAAUAAAAGCACAUCCACUCACCAUUUGGAUGUGGAUCUUUAUCAUUUUGGUUUGUGCUUGAAUUAGACACCUUUUGAUGUAUUUGUUGUUGUUUUGGUAUAAUUAGUCUCCUUUUAUACUAAAUUUGUUUGCUACUUUUUGUACUUCAUAAUGAGCAAUUCAUUUAGAUACAGCAAUAAUAUUUCUAUGCAGUUUUGACCUCUGAAAAUAUAUAUUUUUAAGGCUUUUAAUAUGUACAAAAUUGUUGUGAAAGCCAAUUAAAUCAUAAGAAAACACAA